This is a messenger RNA of Hemibagrus wyckioides, 1174 nucleotides long. It is a transcript of the gene cdkn2d, whose product is annotated as cyclin-dependent kinase inhibitor 2D (p19, inhibits CDK4). The coding region runs from base 218 to 730 and encodes 170 amino acids. Gene Ontology annotation, molecular function: protein kinase binding; cyclin-dependent protein serine/threonine kinase inhibitor activity. Gene Ontology annotation, cellular component: nucleus. Lineage: Eukaryota; Metazoa; Chordata; Actinopteri; Siluriformes; Bagridae. Gene Ontology annotation, biological process: regulation of cyclin-dependent protein serine/threonine kinase activity; negative regulation of cell population proliferation. The transcript has 3 exons. The record is from RefSeq and is a predicted model, not a curated record.
CGCUUGAGAAGUCACGAUUAGAAAUUUUGUCACUGUUUUUCCAAGCGCGCAAAUUAAAGGUACUGGCGCCCAAGGAACUUUGUUUGUUUUGAUGAUUUCAUUUAAAUAUUCAUAAACAUUAUAUAAGGAGGCGAUUAGGAGUCCGCGACUAACGGUCGGAUAAACAGCAGAUUAAAAGACCUAGGUAAGGACCGUCAUCAUAAUAUCGGCAGUGAUAAUGGUGCUGAGUGAGAGCGACGCCGGGAAGAGCCUGACCGCGGCGGCGGCGAGAGGAGACACGGCGGAGGUGCGCAGGCUGCUGGAGGAGAGGAGAGUGCACCCCGACACCAGGAAUGAAUUCGGCAAAACAGCCUUACAGGUCAUGAUGAUGGGUAACACCAACGUUGCUUGCUUGCUGUUGGAGAACGGUGCCAACCCAAACAUCCAGGACCGUUUCGGUAUCACCCCGGCCCACGACGCUGCCCGGACAGGCUUUUUGGAAACAUUGUGUGUUCUGGUCGAUCAUGGCGCCUCGGUCAACAUUCCCGAUAAAUCUGGUGCUCUGCCCAUUCACAUCGCCAUCCGAGAGGGCUACAGAGACGUGGUGGAAUUCCUGGCACCACGUUCGAACCUCGGCCACCAGGACACGCGAGGGGAUACGGCGUUAGACAUCGCAGAAGCCUCGUGCACACCAGACAUGGUGGAGCUGCUGAAACGGCAGCUGGAAUCCUCCCUGGCGUUCCAAUCAUAGAAAAUUUAGGUAUAAUUGUGAAUUAUAAGCCACUCUAAAGGGCUAGAAGCCCACAAAGAACUUUUAUUUCUCAUGUUCAGGACUAGCAUACAUUACUACAGUUCUAUGUUUAUUAUAGUUUAUUUCGUCGUUUUAGUUAGACAGUUAAUACUAGAUGAAGAAUGUAGCAGCAGUUUUGCACAGAGCAAAAAACUCUUUGCCAUGCACAAUUGUAGAACAGCUCUUUUUUCAUCCUUUUAGAAGCGAAGUUACAUUUACUGCACGGGUUUGUGUAGAAAACUUGAACUGUUAACCAAUUUUUUAAAGAAAAAGAAAUCUCAUGAAAUUACUGUUGCCUUUUCUCACCUAGUGAGACUAUGCAACAUGCACUGAUGAAUUUGCAUGAUCAUUUGCUUAGUUUGUAUUUGUGUGUGUGUGUGUGUGUGUGUGUGUGUGCGUGCCUGU